This is a messenger RNA of Paraglomus brasilianum, 2187 nucleotides long. The record is from the annotation of a GenBank genome assembly. NCBI's taxonomy places the organism in Eukaryota, Fungi, Glomeromycota, Glomeromycetes, Paraglomerales, Paraglomeraceae.
AUGGAAAGGCUACCAGGAAACCAGAUAUACAACAUCGGUGAACGACUUUAUUAUGGUUCAAGCCCUACAAGUACGGACUAUGACAGUCAGUUUCUUGGUUCAGGCGUGCCGCUUGUAGUCGAUGUCGGAUCAUACCAAUGCCAAGUAGGAUGGGCCACUGAAAAUUCACCGAGAUUACACUUUGAUACUCUCGUAUCGAAAUACAGAGACCGUAAACUCAAUUCCAACAUAUUGCUCGUGGGCAACGAUAUAUACGCAGAUGUAACGGCAAGGUCUAAUUCUAAAUCUCCAUUCGAUGGGAACAUUAUCUCUAACUUUGAAACAAUGGAGUGUAUAAUGGAUUAUAUAUUCGUAAAGCUCGGCAUUUCUACCGACCGUGUUGAACAUCCGAUAUUGAUGACCGAGCCCGUUUGUAAUCCUCACCACUCGAGAAAACAAAUGUCGGAACUUCUUUUUGAAUGUUAUCAAGUACCAUCGGUUUGCUACGGCAUUGAUGCCUUGUUUAGCUUCCACGCGAAUGAGUUGUCCUUUGAUAAGGGUGGAAUAGUAUUGUCGUUAGGGCAUAGUACUACCCAUAUUCUGCCCGUAUAUAAUGGACGCGGAGUAUUGGAACAUGCUAAAAGGAUUUCCUAUGGAGGAGUAACCUCGACCGACUUUAUGCUUAGACUGAUGCAACUGAAAUACCCAACCUUUCCAACAAAAAUGACACAUGCACAAGCUCAGCAUUUAGUACAGAAUUACACGUAUGUGGCUGAAGACUAUUUCGAAGAAUUAAAGGAAUUCAUAAAUCAAGAAUCAUUUUCAGAGAGGGAUUGUGUUAUUCAAUUUCCAUAUGUAGCACCGGCGACCGAGAAAACGGAAGAAGAAGUUGCACGCGCUGAAGAGAGGAGACAGGAACAAUCACGAAGACUGAAAGAGCAGGCGGAGAAACUGAGAAUGAAGAAGUUGAAAGAGAAGGAAGAAGAAUUGGAAUAUUACGCGCAAUUGAGAGAGAGCAAGUCAAUGUUACGUAAAUCAGAAUUUCUUGCUCGAUUAAGAGAAGACAGAAUAAAUGACGAGAACGAAUUAGACGAUAUCAUUAAGAAAAUUGAAAAAGCUAUACAGAGAGCACGCAACAGAUUACUCGGAAUCGAUGAAGUCGAAAUCAAGGAAGAACCGACAUUUCCGUUAGUAGAUAUACCAGACAGCCAAUUAAACGAAGCCGAAAGGAAGGAGAAAAGAAAGCAAUUGGCUGCAAAAAGUUUACAUGAAUCGCGACAGCGACAGCGGGAAGCCAAAGAACUGGCUAGAAAACAACAGGAAGAAGAAGAACGACUGGAACGAGAAAGACGUGACAAGGAUUUGACGGGAUGGUUGAACAACGUGAAGACUAAUUACACGAACCAAUUGGAAAAAGUCAAAGUAUUGAGACGCCGAAAGGAACAGUUGGCAGACAGAAGGAGCCAUGCAUCACAAUUACGAAUGCAAUCAAUUGCUAGUUUGGCAGGCGACACUUUACCACAGAAACGACGCCGGCGAGGACAAGACGAGGACACGUUUGGAAUGGACGAUAACGAUUGGGAAAUCUAUAAGGAGAUCUCUCGCGAAGAAGAUUCUUGGGAGGAGGAAGAAGAACUCACCACGCUUCGCGAGCUUGAAUCCAAGCUCUUGCAAUACGACUCUACUUUCCUUCUCGAGCAUACCUUUGACGCCCAGAAUUCCGUACAAAACUCCCUCGUAUUUAUGUUCACACAUGGCAUCUGGCCUUCAUACGAUCCAGAUGACGUAUCGCAGCUACAUCAGUUGCACGUGAACAUUGAGAGAAUCAGAGUACCCGAGGCGAUGUUUCAACCCAGUAUUAUUGGAUUGGACCAAGCCGGACUGGUGGAGACUGUGUCAAACGUUGUUAGUAGGUUUAAGGAAGAAGAAAUGAAGACAAUGGUUCAGUCGAUUUUCCUAACAGGUGGCCACACACAGAUUCCGGGAUUAUCAAAACGCUUAGAGGUAUCUCUUAGAUCCGUUCUUCCAGCAGGUGCAGCACUUCGGAUUAUUCCUGCUAAGGAUCCGGUCGUAGACGCAUGGCAAGGAGCAGCUCUCUGGGCAAAAACGCCCGAGUUUAAGCAGCACGUAGUUACUAUUCAGGAUUAUCAGGAGUAUGGUGGCGAAUAUUUGAAAGAGCACCGAUUCGGAAAUGUCUACAGGAGAUGA